Molecule: messenger RNA, 1802 nt
Organism: Lobosporangium transversale
Lineage: Eukaryota; Fungi; Mortierellomycota; Mortierellomycetes; Mortierellales; Mortierellaceae
Product: aspartic peptidase domain-containing protein
Exons: 8
Coding region: 249-1640 (463 amino acids)
Biological process (GO): proteolysis
Molecular function (GO): aspartic-type endopeptidase activity
Source: RefSeq, a predicted model, not a curated record
UCCUUUUUUCCUCCUCUUCUCUCUUCAUUCUUCUUUCCUUCUUUCUUGCUCUUUCCACAUCCACUGCUUAAUCUCUCCCAUUCCCAGCUCCUCGCAUCUUUUUCCAUGUUGUGCCCUUGAUUAUCGUCCUUUGCAAUACCAUACCUCCUUUUCUCCUCUGCCCUCUUGAUAUAUCAUCUUAGCCAACCCAACCUUCCCUCAUCUGCAUAAUCACUUUAAUCAAACAUAUAUUCCUACAUUUCUUUACAAUGUUGGUGACUACAUUUCUUGCAGCAUCAUUGGGACUGGCGUGCAGUAUAUUCGCCAAUGCUGCAGGCACCGGUGUUGUAACUGUACCAAUGAAAGCAUUGGUACGACCCGAGCAUCAGAACGCCAUUUCUCUCACAAAGCGAUACUUGCAAAGGCGCAGUUCAACUUCAACAAGCUCUCUGAAAAGCGUCGCUCAAGAUGUGAUGUACACUGUGACCCUAGGCAUUGGCACGCCACCUCAGCUGUUUAAUUUAGCCAUCGAUACUGGAAGUCCAAUUACAUGGGUCGUCAACAAGACUUGCUCUGGGGAUAGCUGCGCCGAUAUUUUCAAUCGCUUUGAUUGCCUAUCAUCACCAACUUGUAAAUCAUCUCCAAAUAGUGGCAUUUUGAAUGCUUCAUAUGUUUCUGGUGAUGGUGUUGUUGGUGACUAUGUGACAGACAUCUUCAGCCUCGGAAGCUUAAGCUUCAGUUCCCUUGCUGGCAUUGUAAAUAGCUAUAACGCGCAGCUGCCGCCAACGGUUGACGGCAUCAUGGGACUGUGGUACACUAUUCGUCAAUAUAAGAAAAUCCCAUCCAACGCUGCGUUCUUGAAUGUGUUGAAGGACUCUGAUGCCUUGACUCAGCCUUUGGUUGGUAUCUGGCUUGAUGAGACAAACUCAACGUCACUCACAACACCUGGUGGAGAAAUUACGUUUGGAGGUGUAGACCCAUCCCGCUUCACAGGCGGUAUCACCUAUGUUGAUUGUGAUCCAUCCGCUCCAUGGACUAUUCCUGUUGGUAGUGUAUCUGUAAACGGCAAAAAAAUCGCUGUGACAAGUGCAUUGGCAACGAUUGACACUGGUACAUCUGCUAUGCUUCUUCCCGAGGUUGUAUCUGACGCUAUCAAUAGCGCUAUCCCCCGUAGUGUUAAGUUGACCGAAUCAGCUGACGGUAUCGUUUGGAUCAUCCCAUGUGAAGGUGACACCCCUGUUUCGUUUACUUUUGGAAACUUCACGGCUACGAUCCCAUACCACAUCUUUGCAAUUCAAAACAUUCGAUACAAGGACAUCGAGACAGGUGCUCUAUACUGUGCAAGUUCAGCCAUGUUUGCUACUGGCAGUGUUUCAGUCAUCUCUAAUUGGCUUCUGGGAGACACGCUGAUCAAGAAUGUUUACACUGUCUUUGACUUUGGUACAAAUGCAGAGACAGGUGGUCGCGUUGGCUUCGCUGAGCUUACCAACAAGAGCUCCACUAUUGUUAAUAAGGUCACCACUGGUGGUGCCAAUAUUGAGGUCGAUGAGCCUAUUGGUUUGUCUAAAGAUAGAGGAAACGGCGCAUCAGGCGGGUUCCUCGUGCCGUAUACCACGCAAGCUCUUGCUCUUGCUAGCACAGUUGUCUUUGCAUUGAUCUAAAACCCUUUGAGGAUCAAUCUCUCACCUUCUUCCCCCUCCUAGUAAAAUAUCAACCCUAAACCAUAUACCCUUAACCUUGCAUAUAGUCUAUCCUAAUAGCUUAAUAAUGAACAAAGGCGAUACAUUACAUGUUUGCAAUGGUAAACGCAUAAACACGGAAAU